Uloborus diversus is the source of this 3175-nucleotide messenger RNA. RefSeq names its product solute carrier family 35 member B1-like. Gene Ontology annotation, biological process: UDP-galactose transmembrane transport. The transcript has 8 exons. Gene Ontology annotation, cellular component: Golgi membrane; endoplasmic reticulum membrane. NCBI's taxonomy places the organism in Eukaryota, Metazoa, Arthropoda, Arachnida, Araneae, Uloboridae. Gene Ontology annotation, molecular function: UDP-galactose transmembrane transporter activity; UDP-glucose transmembrane transporter activity. The coding region runs from base 175 to 1311 and encodes 378 amino acids. The record is from RefSeq and is a predicted model, not a curated record.
GCCAUUUUUGCGACAUUUUAACUCACAUUAAAUUGGAAUAUGAUUCUGUCUCUAUAAAGUGAAAGCUGAAAUUCAGGCUGUCAGUUUUUAUUUGAUCAAGCCGAACGAAAGUCGCCAUAACUUUUCCUUCGCUCAUUGGCAAACAAAAUCGCACCGCCAGUGUGCAUACGAGCUAUGAUCCUGCCUUUGGUCGAAAAUGUUCAUACGAAACGCCGUAUUUUUCGCGCGAUGGUGGCAGCGGGCUCUGGAGCAGACGAUACUAUGAAAAACGAUUGCAUCGUCACCGUGCGCGAUGACCUCCCUACAGGGUCGAAAAAUUCGCAGGUGACGACGGGAAAUGUUAACUUUUUAACAAGUCGACAAGAAAUGACUGCUAAUAAGAAAAUAGCUGUUUGUGCUGUGGGGAUUUUUGUGUGUUAUUUCUAUUUUGGAAUUCUCCAAGAAAAAAUCACAAGAAGUACUUAUGGAGAAAAUGACAAAUUCACAUUCACAUCUACGCUUGUUUUUGUCCAGUGUGUUGUCAAUGCAAUUUUUGCGAAAAUUAUGUUGCAUACCAUCAUGAAACAAGGUGAAGAUCCUACAAGGCCGUUGUAUUAUGCAGUGUGUGCAUUUUCAUAUCUUGGUGCAAUGGUUUCAAGUAAUAUGGCGCUGCAGCAUGUGAACUAUCCCACUCAAGUUGUUGGAAAGUCGUGUAAACCUAUCCCAGUGAUGAUCUUGGGUGUUCUAGUUGCGAAAAAGAAAUACCCUCUCUCCAAAUACCUUUAUGUGUUUAUGAUCGUUGUUGGUGUUUGCUUGUUCAUGUACAAAGACAAACCUGCUGUUGCAGUUAAAGAAGAUGCUGCUCUUUUAGGCAUAGGAGAAAUUUUAUUACUCAUCUCUUUGUCUUUGGAUGGCUUCACUGGAGCAAUCCAAGAUAGAAUGAAAGCUGAAUAUCAAUCCAAAUCCGGACACAUGAUGUAUAACACUAAUGCAUGGGCUACUUUAUUUCUCGGCAUUGUUGUAUUGGUAACUGGUGAAAUAUGGAGUUUCAUGAGUUUUGUAGAAAAAUAUCCAUACAUAAUGUAUGAUAUGUUUGGGUUUUCCAUGAUGAGUGCUUUGGGACAGGUGUUUAUCUAUUUAGUGGUGAGUGAAUUUGGACCACUUUUGUGCUCAGUAAUAACUACCACAAGGAAAUUCUUUACUGUGUUAGCAUCAGUAUUUCUAUUUGGUAACACCUUGAUCCCUAGACAGUGGUUGGGAACAGCUCUUGUGUUUACAGGUCUCACACUGGAUGGUAUUAAUGAAAAACGAGCUGGCUCAAAAAAGAAAUGAUUCUGAUGAUUUUAGAAUUUUAAGUUAUUAAGAACCUGUUCAAGGAAUGUUGUUAAGACAAGCCUUUAUUUUUAUCAAGUGUGAUUAAUGGAAUGCUAGGAUGCAAGGGAUUUAUUGCCUGACAGUGCAUUGAAUUUAUUCUCACCUUGUUUUCCUGUGAUACUCUUUUGUUGUUUACAAAAUGUCUCAAACUUUUCUGCGUUGUAUUUGUAUUCCUUUAUCAGGAUGUGCAAUACAGAUCCCCUCCUGCAGAAAUUUAACAUUAUUUUCAUUCGACACACAAGUUGGUUCCCGUCUUGAAACAUCCUGCAGACUAUUUGUUGUUGCAUUUACAUUAUGAAGUUAUUUGAGAUUUUAUUUGAAAUCAAUUUUAUUAUGAAGCAGUUGCCUAUUAGUAAUUAUUUAUUAUUGUAAUGAGUCAUUUUAUUAUGGUUAUAGGAUUGUGAUGACCAAGUUAUGCAAUUGAAUGUCAGUGAAGACAUUAUUUAUAAAUUAUAAAUGAAUUUUGUUGGUGUACAAUCCAAAUUUUAGGAAUCUUUUAAGAUGAAAUAGUUUCUUCCUCUUUUUUUAAAUUAAAAAUGAACUUUUCCAACUUCUUUUUUACACAUGCAGGUAUUUUCUCUCUUUAAAUGUUCUACAGUAACACUGAACUGUGUUAGUAAUUAAAAGAUUGAAAGCAAGACUUGAAUUUUGGCUCAAGCAUUUUGCAAUUUGCCUGUUGUUGAGCUUGAAGUUAUUUUGAGAUCUGUUUCAUAUUAGUUGUGUUAUUAGUCUUGAGUUUAAGUAACUAACUAUAAACAAUGCUGUACUUGGGAGGGGAAGGGGAACAAAGAAAUGCUAUCCCCUGAAAUAUUUGAAUUUUCAUUGUAAAAAUAAUGCAAGUGUACUGUAAAUUGGUUUCAGCCCAUCUUUUCUUUUGAUGAGUCCCUCCAAACCCUACAAUUAGUUCCCCUAAACAUUUUUUUUUCCAACUCCAGCACAACCUAUAUCUAACUAUUUAUUAAAUUAAAAUGAAUUAAUUUUUGAUAAUUAUGUGAUAGCUAAAUUGUGUAAUUUAAUACUGUGAAGAUAUUAUUUAUUAAUCAAAAUGAAAGAAUUUUGUUUGCAUAAAUCAUAAUCUUAAGUCGAACUCGCUUAAAACAAGGGCAAAGUGACCGUGAUAUUUGCUCGUUAUAACCAAGUGCUCGUAAAAAAGGAGUUUGAAAAAAAUUAUAAAAAUUCAUCAUAGUUGCUCUUUUUCUUGGCAAAGAACAAAUUAGGCAAUAUAUGAAGUUUAAAAAGUUUUCGUUCAAAAGGUCGGAUCGCUAAUUGGUCGGAGUUAGCUUCGCUCACUGAUCAGCUGGAUUACAGUAACGUGAUGGCUUGGCGACUUUGGCUAUAAACCAUAGAGUUGCGUGAUUAUUGUUUACAUUUUAAAGCUUCUGUUAAUGUAAUUUAUUCUAUUUUUUGUUUUUUUUUGGCGAAAUAUUUCAAAUUACAAAGAAUUGUUUUCCCUUUUUUUGCACGCUUUUAUUUUACACCCUUAUGUUCUUUUUUUAAAAAAGUAUUUUGAAAUUAUAUUGAGAAUAGGUAAUUGAUCGGGUGAAAGCAGGACUUACAUUUCAACUCAAGAAUUUUGCUUGAUGUGAGUUUGUUGGUGAACAUCUGAACAUGAGUUAUUGAGAAAUUUAUUUUAAAUUAAUUUUGUUAUGACACUAAUUUAUGAAUUCAAAUACUUGGAAAAAACUGUUCAUUAAACUGAAAUGAAUUAAUUUCAAGUGGUUAGUAUCACAAUGGCUAAGGUAUGUAAUUCGCUCCUGUAAAUAAUUUUGAUUCAUAGUCAUAAUUUUAAAUUAAAAAAAAAUAAUAAAAUACAGUUUCUACA